AGUGUAGUAGCAUGGAUUAGGUGGGUGGACAAUGUUUGCAACUUGAGUCAAUAGUAUGUUGUCAUAUUUGUUUUCCUAAAUCUUCUAWUGCAUUGCAAUUCAGAGAAUGCUCYUUCCAACUCUGGGUAACAAAGCUCUUAUUUUUUUCGAGUAAAAUAAAUAAUUAAUGACCACUUUSUUCAUAAACACAAAACCUUGUUCCAUUAAACAUAGUGUCUCGACUUUCAUAGCAAAAGGUGCCAAGAAACAUGUACUUUCACACACUAGAAUAUCAGCUCACAAGUUCACAAGAUAUGGCACCAAGGAUAGUUUAUAUGCUUCUCAAUACUUGACGAAAGACAGURCAGAAUACAAUGCUUUUAACUAGCCUUUAAAACAGUGUGUCAAACCAAUUAAUUAUAAAUUUAUCAGUCCGCGUGUGUUAGUAUAGGACGUUUGACCUCGUCUUCAGCUCCCGACACGCGAGACGAAUAUGUAGUCCCUCUUGUCUGKAUCAAACCGCUUUCCUAUGCAUCGCUUGUGUGAACGACACGCUGGAACAGAUAUUCAGAUUAGGUGGAUAGGUUAAAAAAACAGUCCUCAAGAAACAAUAGCAAAAAGCCUAACUCUUUUCCAUGCGUGACCAUAAGUUUCAACCAACUGAACGUGACACUUAAUAGUACUUAGCAAAGACAACAUGAAAGUACUUAUUUAUGAACAUUAUUACUCGACAAACGAUGAUUGACACGAGAGAAAAGCAACUCCCCUGUUUUAUUGAGUUGCAGAAUUUUGAAUUUGACUGGUCGUUGUUUGUCAGACGAGAGGUAAAGAAAUAUCACUUUUGACCCAAAACAAGCCACGUGUAGACAUCUGUAACAAAAAACCCCUUCAAACCCACCGUAUGCAAAUACAUAUUUUGCUUGAAUCAAGCUCUCCUCGCCUCGGUGGAUAGGAAGUAAUAUCCCACGGUUCUCAAGCGUUCUUUUGUAGGCAUGGACAUCCAGAGCAUUUUGGACAACUUGGAGGAACUUCUUACUUGUCGUUUGUGUUCAAACAUCUACAAACACCCGAGAAUUACACCAUGUUUACAUUCGUUUUGCUGUGAGUGCUUGAAUCARCUCUCCUUCAGCAGGCCUUACCAAGAAUCAAUCGACUGCCCGAUUUGCAAGUUUGAAAUUCGUAAACCUGAAGGAGGUCGCUUUGAUUCACUACCACCCAGUUUUUUCUUGAAUCGUCUACUAGAUGUAUAUGUUGCCAAGAGAAGAAGYUACUCUGAGGCCAGCUGUGGUAAUUGUCAUAGAAAUCUAUUGCUCAAUUCCUUUUGUUUUUCGUGCGGUAGUUUUAUGUGUGAAGAGUGUCUGAAUGCUCAUCACAUUAUCACUCGAAACAGUGGCCACAGGACGGUCACUUUAGGCAAAUUGAAGAUCAAAGAUUACGAGGAUCUCCUACGAAGGUCUACGUUCUGUGCCCACAAAUUCAACGAGAGAGGAAUUGUCGAGUACUUCUGCUACGAUUGUGAUGCUUGUGUGUGCCAUGUCUGCAAUGUCGCUAUUCAGCAUAAACAUCGCAUUGUCGAUAUUGAUGAAGCGGCCAACGAACAGAAAAUAAAACUCCGGGAGGCAAACGCUAAAUUGAARACUAAACUCAAAUCUCUGGAGCUCGGAAUUAACAACAUAGAAUUCCGGAGUAUUGAGGUGCAAGAACAGAUUGAUUAUACAAAGAAGGACAUACGAACGAAAAUUGGCAACUUGAUUGAUAUUUUAAAGAAACACGAGGAAGACAUGAUCCAAGAGGUGGAACGCAUUYGUAAAGAUAAGCAAGAAAACCUGACAUUCCAGCUCAAGAUGUACGAAACAAUGCACAAACAAACAAAAGGAUCAAUCGACUUUACUGAAGAGCUCUUGGAACGUGAUUUGAGUGAGGAGAUAUUGACAAUCAAAAAUCACGUGUAUGGAAGGGCGGAUUUGAUGGAUUCCGUCGUGGUAGGGACCAAUCCGGCUGAGAAUGAACGUGUGGGAUACGUAGCUAACACCGAGGCUUUUGAGUCCAUUCAGAAGGAGUCUCUGGGCCACAUCAGCACCAGCCUUACAGAGCCACUUGCCUCCACAGCUGAAGGGAAUGGCUUAUCAGAUGUGUCUGCUGGUGAAGAAGUGUACUUCACAAUCAUAACCCGAAACGCACAAGGUGAAAUCUAUUACAGUGAAAUUGACCAUGUAGUAGUGGAAGUGAAAUCUGACAUGUGGGGACUGUUGGACACUUCAAUCAAGAACUACCGGGAUGGGACAUAUGAGGUCAGUUACAUUCCCCGCGUUCCUGGAGUCCACAGAGUCCAGAUAGAAGUAAGUGGUCAGCAUAUCGAAGGAAGUCCUUUUAGGGUUUUUGUUAAGCAACCAGUCCUGACACCCGUCAAGUCAUUUGGGUCACAUGCACAAGAACAGACAAGUGGAAUGCUGUUACAGCCUCAUGGUGUUGCUGGUAAUAUGUUAGGCCAGAUAGYUAUGUCCGACAGCUUGAAGCACCACAUUCAGGUUUAUACCUCUGAUGGCACCCAAAUGCUUGAGUUUGGUCAAGAAGGAAGUAAUGAUGGCCAAUUCAUGCACCCAAUGUCWAUUGCAUUUGACAAGGCUGAGAGAAACAUCUUUGCUACUGACAGYGAUAACAACAGAAUACAAGUGUUUGAUAUCAAGACAGGAAGAUUUUUGAAAAAAUUUGGAACAGAAGGAAAUGGACCAGGGCAAUUCAAUGGACCUUGUGGCAUCACAAUCGAUGGCAAUGACCGUGUCAUAGUAACUGACUGGAACAACCAUAGAAUCCAAGUGUUCAACCAUGAUGGCAAAUUUCUCUUCAAAUUUGGCGACAGGGGAAGUGAAAGGCUUGUCCACCCAAGAGCUGCCAUUUAUCAUGAUUUUGAGAGCUGUUUCAUUGUUUCAGACACUGGAAACAAUGUCCUCAAAGUAUUUGACCAGAAUGGAAAGUUCUCUCAUGURAUUGGUCAACCAGGUAUAAGACGUGGUGAACUGUGUGGCCCUCGAGGGCUUGCAAUUGACAAGAAUAAUAAUGUAGUAGUGUGUGACUUUGAGAACCAUAGGCUACAGUUCUUUAAAACUGAUGGAACAGUCUUAAAUUCUUUUGGAACAAGCGGUAAAGGUAUUGGUCAGUUUGCCUUUCCCCUGAGYAUAUCAAUUGUUGGAGGUUCAAAGGUCAUUGUUAGUGACUGGGGCAACAACAGAGUUCAAAUUUUCAAAUGCCGAGAUGAGACAGAAUCUCCUUCCAACUACAGUGCAUCAAAUUUGAGUAGAAGGGAGAGCUAUAAAUAGAUUUUUAUCUUAGAUGAAUUAUACUAUAUGCCUCAAUUGAAAGGGCAUAUUGAUUUCAGACCAGAUAUYRUUCUCUUGAAAAUAAGAUUCUUUGUUUGAGGUUCUGAGGUUCCAUAUUCAUGAGUCUUCUCUGUGCAACCAUUAAACAAAGAAAUGUUACUCUAGGGAAUGACACAUAGUCUGAAAUGGGAAAACAU
Messenger RNA from Actinia tenebrosa (Australian red waratah sea anemone), 3493 nucleotides. RefSeq names its product E3 ubiquitin-protein ligase TRIM45. NCBI's taxonomy places the organism in Eukaryota, Metazoa, Cnidaria, Anthozoa, Actiniaria, Actiniidae. Gene Ontology annotation, molecular function: ubiquitin protein ligase activity; zinc ion binding; protein binding. The record is from RefSeq and is a predicted model, not a curated record.